Heterobilharzia americana is the source of this 2190-nucleotide messenger RNA. Lineage: Eukaryota; Metazoa; Platyhelminthes; Trematoda; Strigeidida; Schistosomatidae. The record is from the annotation of a GenBank genome assembly.
AUGGCCAGUUUCGGCACCUCUAUGCAACCUUGCUGCAGUAAAAAUAAUGCUACUAUUUUAUCAAGUUUCCAUAAUGAACAGGGAUAUGCUGAUUUAAAGUGUAUAAAGGGUAAAAGUGUUAGGGAGAGAUUCCAUGACCUCUUACCGCCUUCUCCUACAGUCGCCAUAAAAUAUGAACUGGAUAAUCGAAUUGAUGGUUUUAGGGAAGCAUGCUUGCAGCUGGUUGGCAAGGAUUCAGUUAAUCUCAAAGAACUUGGCACCGCUGCCAUGUUCAUUUUACUUGGAGAUAUGGGUGAACAGUUGGUGGAGUUGAUAAAUCGAGGCAUUUCUGUUAUAGACAUUUCUCGUCAUUGUUCUCUAAAGACAUUAAAGCCUAAAAUAUUAGGUAAAAUUGGUGGUUCAGGAGCUGAAAACGUUGAACUUGCUUGGGUGGAUGUAUGCAGAUGUCUUGGUGGCUUAUUAGCAUACCAUCCGUUUAAAACAGUCAAACGUGAUGAAUUCGAUGAUCUUUUUCGUCAGUGUCGUGUUGUUUAUCAGAAUGAAUAUUUUAUCACAAAACAUAUGACUAGUUCUCAUAAACAUCGAAAAACAGUCAAUAAAAGUGUUUCAAAUAAAAAGUCUCCAGUGCUACAUGCUCAAGGGCAGAGAAAUGGAAAUGUAGAUGAAAUUGAAAUUCCUAGUGAUAUUUUAGAAGAUGCAAUAACUGAUCCAUUCAGGCGACUUCUCCUUGGUCCCUUAAUUGAAAAGAAUAAGCAAAAUAUAAACCAACCUGGACCAUCUUCCUCACUACAUACUACUAAUCUUUCUGCAUUGACACAAAAGUUGUCAUGUAAAGCUAAACAGCUGGAUAUAUCAGAAGAACAAUUUAUUCAAAUGAUUUUCGAUAUUUUAGCAUCUUCUAAAUCAAAUGAACAAGUCCAAGAAGAAUUAUUCGAGUUGAUUGGAUUAGACUGUAUUGAUAUCAUUUUCGAUUUGGUAAAUCAACGUAGUGAAUGGACAAAUGUCUACUUUUCAGUUGAAGGUCAAGACUCUUCUGAAGUUGACACAACUGACCAACCUGGAUCCAUUAAAAAUAUUAAAGAUCCUAGUAUUUCAAUAAUUGAACGGUUGUUAGCCGAUCCAAUCACUGCAUCGAAUACAUUACAGGCUAGAGUUGAAGAGAAUGCCCUAAGAACAAUGGAACGUUUACGCAAAGCAUUAGAUACACGUGGAUCUACCUCACAGUCAAGUAAUCUACCCUAUGUUUAUGAUGCAUCAGCUGAACUACGAAAAACUGUCAAUAUUACAGAUACUUCUAAGCUUUUAUUACCAGAGAAUGUGAAAUAUCAACAAUUGGCAAUAUGUGAUCAAGUUGACUUUCCGUUAUCUCCUAAACCUCCAGAAGAUUUACUGAAUAUUCAACGUGUAAAAAUUAGCUCCUUAGAUAAUAUUGGUCAAAUGGUAUUUCAAGGGAUUAAAGAACUGAAUUUAAUUCAAUCUGUUGUCUAUCCACUUGCUUAUCAUACAUCAGAAAAUCUUUUAGUAUCUGCUCCAACAGGUGCGGGAAAAACAAAUGUUGCAUUGCUUACAAUUGUCCAACUACUUCGUUCCCAUUUGAAAGGAGAUAAUAUAUUAGAUUUGAAAGCAUUCAAGAUUGUCUACUUAGCUCCAAUGAAAGCACUUGCAGCUGAAAUGGCGGACACCUUUUCAAAACGUCUCAGUCCUUUAGGAGUACGUGUCAGAGAGUGUACUGGUGAUGUACAGCUAAGUAAGCAGGAGAUACUUGAAACUCAGAUGCUUGUCAGUACACCAGAGAAAUGGGAUGUUAUUUCACGUAAAGGCACAGGUGAUGCUACUCUGGUAAAACUAGUAAAGUUAUUGAUCAUUGAUGAGGUUCAUUUAUUACAUGAAGAUCGAGGUGCUGUUAUCGAAGCUUUAGUUGCACGUACUCUACGUCAAGUGGAAAGUUCACAAACAAUGAUACGCUUAGUUGGUCUGUCAGCUACACUACCAAACUAUAUAGAUGUUGCUCGUUUUUUGUGUGUUAAUUUACAACGUGGUCUGUUCUACUUUGAUUCACGUUUUCGACCAGUCCCAUUGGGAAUGUCUUUUAUUGGUAUACGUGGUGCAAAUCGUAAAAUUCAAGAUAUAAAUAUGAGUACACUAUGCUAUGAGAAGGUUUUAGAACAAGUUAAAAAGAUGAACAGGUAA